Molecule: messenger RNA, 2526 nt
Organism: Pelmatolapia mariae (spotted tilapia)
Lineage: Eukaryota; Metazoa; Chordata; Actinopteri; Cichliformes; Cichlidae
Product: E-selectin-like
Exons: 12
Coding region: 83-1972 (629 amino acids)
Biological process (GO): cell adhesion
Cellular component (GO): membrane
Source: RefSeq, a predicted model, not a curated record
AAAGCAGGCACUUCAGCGCAAAACCCUCAGAAUCAUUUGAUAUCUAUCUACACUGAAGUCAAAGGCUAAAGAAUCACUUAAAAUGGAAUUGUGCUAUGGAUUAUUUCAGGCACGUGUGUCGUGGAUCCAGUUCACUUUUAUUUGCUCAAUGCUGUGCAUGUGGACUAGUGUUGAGUCCUGGUCUUACGUCUACUCAAACAAAUCAAUGAAAUGGGAUGAUGCACGUAAUUGGUGCAAGGAGAACUACACAGACAUGGUGGCCAUCCAGAACCGGGAGGAGAUCGAGCAUCUUAACAACUGGCUGCCCAAAAAAAAGGGCUACUACUGGAUAGGGAUCCGUAAGAUCAAUGAUGUCUGGACCUGGGUAGGAACCAACAAAACUCUGACAGAAGAAGCGACGAACUGGGCAGAAGGAGAACCAAACAAUGGCAAAACUGGACAAAGUCGAGGAGUCAGUGAGGACUGUGUGGAGAUGUACAUUAAACGAGACCAAAAUCCAGGCACGUGGAAUGACGAGAGGUGUAUGAAAAAAAAGACUGCUCUCUGCUACACAGCGGCUUGUAAGAUUGACUCCUGUUUGCAUGGAGAGUGUGUUGAAACCAUCAACAGCCACAAAUGUGAUUGCUUUGAAGGGUUUUUUGGAGACAAGUGUGGUCAAGUUGUGCAGUGUAACAAAAGUGAGGUGAUUGUGCCAGAUAAAGGACAUGUAAAUUGCUCUCACAAGCAUGGCAAUUUCACAUAUGACUCGUUGUGCCAGUAUUCCUGUGAGGAAGGAUACAAGCUGAGUGUGCAGACUCCUCUGAGGUGCACGGGGUCAGGAAAAUGGUCAGAUAAGCACCCUUCAUGUGAAUUGAUUCAGUGUGAGAAGAUGUCAGAGCCUACACAUGGAUCCAUGAAAUGCUCCGAUCCUCUGGGCUCAUUCAGCUAUCAGUCCACCUGUACUUUUACCUGUGAUGAAGGUUAUGUUCUGUCUGGAUCUCCAUCUCUGCAGUGUGAAUCAUCAGGAAAUUGGAAUGCAUCCCAGCCAUACUGUGUUGCUGUCCAGUGCCCUGCUCUGCAAAACUUGACAAAUGGCUUUGUCAGCUGUGGAGAAGAUGCUGAUAUGAGGUUCAGCUACAAAAACACCUGCAGCUUCAGUUGUGACCAAGGUUACCAUUUAGUGGGAGCCAGUAGAGUGACCUGCACAUCAGGAGGUACAUGGAAUCAGCAGAUUCCUCACUGUGAAGCCAUCCUUUGCCAGAAUCCAGAGAGAGAAGCUCCCCUCAUCAUGCAGUGCAGUGAAUCUGUGACCGAACUGCGACCAAACUCCACCUGCAGCUUCAGCUGUGAAGAAGGUUUUGAACUGCAGGGAGCAAACACCAUCAAGUGUUCUGAGGACGGACAGUGGAAUAAAAUCAUACCUACAUGCAAAGCAAAAGGAUGUCCUGCUCCAGAGGUCCCAACAAAUGGUCAGAUAAGCUGCAGCCCUUCUCUUAGUCAUGAGACACCCCAUCCACUUGGCAUGCUUUGUAAUUUUACAUGUGAUGAAGGACAUGAGCUGCAAGGUGCACACAGCAUGGAGUGUACACAUCCAGGCCAAUGGACCUCCAGAUCACCAACCUGCACAGUUGUUCAAUGCCCGUUGCUUGAGGCUCCUGAAAACGGUCACAUCAAUUGCUCCAGCACUGAAUCAGUUUACAACUCUCAGUGCUCCUUCACCUGUGACCAAGACUACUCAUUAGAAGGACAUGAGCUGCUGACAUGUGAUCAUCAUGGCAACUGGACUAGAGAGAAACCCACCUGUCAAGCUCCUGCUCCAAUUACUGCAGUUACCGCUGGUGUGGCAACAGGGGGCACUGCCUUGUUAUCUGGUGUCUCUAUGGCUAUGUGGGUCUUGAAAAAACUUAAGAAGAAUGUAACCAAAUUCGACCUGAGCAGCAGCACUGAGUCUCCCUCACAGAGCUACAAAAACAGCAUUGACAGCCUAAUAUAGGAAUCUCUCACAUUCUUAAUAAACAAAUAUGGAUACUGUAAAUUUUUUACCACAUUCAUGCAAAACAUAUUGAUUGAUAUACCUUUAUUAGUCCCACAAGGGGAAAUUUCAUAUUAUGUGCACUAGUAUAACACACUAAUCAGGCAAAGACAAUGUAAGAAAAAGAGCUUAUUUCGACACAUCCACUGAGUCAUUGUAUCCCUUUGUAAACUGUAAAAAGAUCUGUGAUUGCUCUGAAAUGUUGUUUCAACAUGUAUUUCCUCCCAGUGGGAGUUUUAUAUUGAACAUAUUGUUCUACAACUUCAUGAAAAUGCUGGAAAAAUGUGGCUAUUCCUGUUACUGUAAACGUCACAUAACAUGUAAGCUGCCAUUUCACUGCAUACCCGUGAAUUCUUUUUAGUGUUUCUGUGGUAUUUAUUUUCUAAAAGAAAAUUGUGCGUUGAAUGUUUAUUCAGGCGUUUGCUUGUACAAAGCUAUAUUUUUAUUUACUGAGUUACUGUAACACUUUAAAACAUGAAAGUUUUGUAUCUCGUAUAUGCUGGAAAUGUUCUCAU